AUAAAGCAGAGUUCUAAAUAAUAAAGUAGUUGUUGUGGAGGAUUUAUCGCGUUGAUUUCGUAACCGUAUUACUUAGUUGCUGUCGUCAAUGUUCGAAUGUAGUUUUGAUGAAACCUCAUAAGCUUUACUAAUAAAUAUGAGCCGAGAAGCAUCGUUAAGUUUUAUUUGUAUUCUUUUUUGUUUAAUAAGUAAUAGCUGGUUGGAAGAACUAACGUUUGAAUUAGAAGAUAAUGAACGUCAAUGUUUUCACGAAAUGAUUUAUAAUGAAACGAAAUGUACAUUAGAAUUUCAGGUUAUUACAGGUGGUCACUAUGAUGUAGAUGUUUAUUUAAAGGACCCAGAAAAUAAAAUUUUGUACAAUGAGAAAAAAAAGCAAUAUGACAGUCAUACAUUUGUAGCUAAUAAAAAAGGUGAAUACGUAUUCUGCUUCAGCAAUGAAUUUUCCUCAUUCACUCACAAAACAGUUUACUUUGACUUUCAAUCUGGUGAGGAACGCCCUUUGUCCCCUGGUAUUGGUGAUCACCAUACCGCUCUUACUAUGAUUGAAACUACAGCACUAUCAAUCCAUGAAUCAUUGAAAGUAAUUAUUGAUUAUCAAACGCACCAUCGGUUGAGGGAAUUAACAUCAAGAGAAAUGGCAGAAUAUUUGUAUGAGCGAGUCCAAUAUUGGUCACUCGGACAGACUAUAGUUAUAGUUUUUGUUGCUGUUGGAGAAGUAUUAGUACUUAGAAAUUUUUUCUCUGAAAAACGGGAUAGAUUGUAAAUCAAUUAUUUGCAUUUCUAAAUAAUAUUCAGCUUUUUCUAGA
Molecule: messenger RNA, 806 nt
Organism: Hydra vulgaris (swiftwater hydra)
Lineage: Eukaryota; Metazoa; Cnidaria; Hydrozoa; Anthoathecata; Hydridae
Product: transmembrane emp24 domain-containing protein 7
Biological process (GO): Golgi organization; intracellular protein transport; endoplasmic reticulum to Golgi vesicle-mediated transport
Cellular component (GO): Golgi apparatus; COPII-coated ER to Golgi transport vesicle; endoplasmic reticulum
Source: RefSeq, a predicted model, not a curated record